Molecule: messenger RNA, 1022 nt
Organism: Desarmillaria tabescens
Lineage: Eukaryota; Fungi; Basidiomycota; Agaricomycetes; Agaricales; Physalacriaceae
Exons: 2
Coding region: 201-545 (114 amino acids)
Source: RefSeq, a predicted model, not a curated record
GCAGUCUCUUCGUUCCCCAAUGUCUGCGUCCUGGAUUUUCACAAUGUCGAGUGCAGCGAAGAUCAGUUCAUCUCUGUCCUUAGGUCUUACCCCAAACUCGCGGAUCUGAGACCCAGGACAUCAGUAUUCAAGAGUACGCGUCGGGUAGCAGUGCGCAUGCAGACCCAGUGCCACUUCCGCCAGUGCCAGCCAGAUUCGUAAUGCGCUGCAAGGGUCGGAUAUCCAGCAAAUCUCUAUAUAUGUCGAUACUACUACUAGAUGGAUCUUCCUCGAUCUUUUCGCGAGUCGCCGCUCCCAGUUACAUUGCGCAACCUGACCAAGCUCACUCUCUGGCACCAUUCAAAUGUAAUAUGCAGCGACGCCAACUUCGUUCGUCGACUUUCCCACUUUAUCAGGCCGUGUCCCAAUCUAGGAGAUUAACAUGGACAAGUUUCAAUAUAGGCAAGUUUCAAUAUAGUCCUCUCGAGCCACCUGGCCUGGGCAACACCAUCCAUCCCUCAUGUCCAUUUGUGUCCUCAUCACGGGCAACUUCGAGACGAACAUGACACUCGACUGGUGGGCCUCCACUUUGAGGCAGCUCAAACAUCCACUCUCCAGGAUGACUAUCGAAAUCGAGUUUGAUAUCGAGAAUAUUCCCUGUGAGGUAUAGGACAAGUUUCCUCCUGCCUGUACUCCUGCUUGGGCGGCUCUUGUCCUCUUGAUGGACCUCACCUGGCCUCGGCUCAAAGUGUAUGAGAUUCAUACAAGACACUUGAGUCUCAGCGGGAAGAUUUCAACAUGAGCGUGAUGUCGACGUGCUUUUGUCAAGUGUCUCCCUUAGAGUAAAAAGAAAUAUGGGAGGAAUUUCACCGGUUAGUGAAGGAAAGAUCUCCUCGCCCCAAAUAUGUAUGUGUUACACUCCUCUGAACAAUUUGAAUUACAUACCUCUUCCUCGUACAUCUAAUUUACUUAUAGCUUUGUUGUCCCUCUAACAUGUAUGAACUGUCUCUAUUAUAUUGAAUUCAUUAUAAAGAAGAUUCUAG